Messenger RNA from Bemisia tabaci, 1859 nucleotides. RefSeq lists its product as uncharacterized. The record is from RefSeq and is a predicted model, not a curated record. NCBI's taxonomy places the organism in Eukaryota, Metazoa, Arthropoda, Insecta, Hemiptera, Aleyrodidae.
UUGUGUUGUGUUUAACACAGUUUAACAACAUGAUGUUCGACCAAUGGUUGACCAGUGACAGUGAUAAGUGAACAUCUCUUCAUACCUUUGAAUUUAUCCAAGUUGUCAUCCUGAAAAACAUUUCAUUGCUUCAAUUACGUAUUCAUCUUGGAAUUAAAAAUGUCCAGCAACAAUAAUUCAGAGUCCAACAAUGUUACAGCUCAAAAUGGUACAAGUGAAGCUGAGAAUUCCGAAGAGGAGGAAGAAAUUUGUGAGCUGAAUCAGCAGCUGGACAUCCUCAACUCUGCCUUAGAUUCCAUUGAAGAAAAAAAUGACCACAUUAAAGCAAGGCUGCUUGAACUUUUGAAGAAUGUACAGAAUGUGAGGACAGAGCAGAGCUCAGAAGACAAAGAGAACGAAAAAUCAGAAUCAGAGCGCUGACUUGAAAUCAUACUCAUCUCUUAUGAGAUACUUUCUUCCGAAGUUUUUUAUUCACUACAUCCUAUCAUCAUAGUUUAAGUACCUGCAUUCUUUCAAUCCUUACACACCCACAGUGAAACUGCAGACAUGCUUCUAUCGGUUUGUGGCAUUGCAGGCCUCUGCUCAUACUGAAUUUUUUAAAUUGAAAAAUAGUCAUUGUUACGUUCUGAAAACCUCCCUAAUUAUAUUCUCUGUGGAAAAAAAUGUUUCUGAAAUUUUCCAGCAAUAGCGCUGUUUUGUUCUCUACUGAUAAAAUUUAAUGGGAGCGGAAAUUUUGAAGCACAGCAAAGGAGAUACAUUCUGCAUUUCUGCAGUUUCACCAUUGCUAUGUCCUAUGACUCAUAAGAGAGUAUGAAGAUACUUCUAAAUUGACUUUUGCCAAUUAUUGCAAUAUUCCUUACUUUUAUUUCUUAAGUACUUUAAGAUGGAAGUCAUUCCCUUGGUUGCAUUUUUACUGACGAUUUGCUUGUUGUUUUUGAGAAAAGUAUUUUUUUAAUUUCAUACCUGCUGUCUUGUCUACCUUGUUGUCUGAGUGUUAAAAAGAGCACUACACAGUGCCACCUUAAAUUUUUCAGUAAGGGUUGGUGUUUCAAAAAUUUCUGCAGCCAUACCAAACUCAAUAUAUGAGGGGAACCCACCCUAAGAGGGCCGUUGAAGAAAAGGGCAAGGCUCUGUAAUCUGAUAAAGCCUUUUGAUGGCAAGUGUCUUUUAUUAUUUCAAAAAUGAAAUUCAAACAAUAAAUAAGAAAUUUUGCAUUAAAGGCAGGUUGAUACUCUUUUUCAACACAAAGUUUUCACUGAUCUAAGUUUACAUCUAUCAUGUGCUUCUUGUUCACAGAAUGUAAAAUAAUUAUACAACAAUUGAAGGUAUUUUUGCUAACAAGAACUACUUAUGUUGGACAUAAAUCUUAUGCACACAGUCCUUAGUUUUUGAAGUGAUUCGUUAAUAAGUAAGGCACUAAGCACUUGCAAACUUUACUGGCGAUUUUGUCAAAUUUCCUGUUCGCGUCCUUAAACUUCGAAUAGCUGUUAAAGGGUCAAUUUUUGUAAUGUCAUAAUGGUUCUUUGCGCCGUGUGAUACCGAGCUAACUCUUCUGAGCUGUGAAGGAGUCAUCUCCUUCCCCUCCCUCCUUAAGACACAUUUUACCCAGUUAAGUUGCAAUUAAUGAACUUCAAUGUUUGAAAUUUGCGAGCAGUUUUAAUGAGUCUCUUUGGGUUAGUUUCCCAUUUCAAGAUUAAAGGUAGCAGGAACUUAUAUGCUCAAAAACAAUGUUUUUUAGUUUCAUCAUCAACAAAUAAAAGUUGAAAACGUCAAAGCUAAUUUUCCAGAACCUCUAAUGUGACAAACUAUUUGCAGGGGUCAUUGAAGACCACUGGCAGAGUGAUUGUACGCCAGGAAAA